AUGCUCCCCGAUCGCCCUUCCGUCUUCGUCGCUCCUCGCCCUAGACGGGACCUUCCCGACCCUCCUCCCUUGCCCAGCACUCAGAUCCGCCUCUCCCCCGCCAUCCUGCAGCCUCUCUUCAACCUCAAGCAGCGUGAUGCCGCCCAGCAUCUGGGCAUCUCUCUCUCGAGCCUCAAGUAUGCCUGCAGGAGGAUCGGCAUCACUCGCUGGCCGGGGCAAGCAGGUGCCGACACUGAUGAUGCGCAGGAGCCGCCGGCAGAGCAGGAGGGGGCAGAUCCAGCAGACGAUACCAGGUCGGAGGAAGAGAAGCUCGAGGAAGGGGAGCCCCAUCCCUCCGCUGUGUCUGAGGUUGGCGCCUGGGAGAUUGAACGUCUCCUCGCACAGGAAGGCUCCCCCGGACCCAGCGGCUCGAGCACCUUUACCGAACCCCCGGUGUCCGCUGCAUCGGCUCUUCACCCUUCGACUGGGGCGGACGGGGUGUGCGAGGAGGCGUGGAUAUGUCCAGAUUGGAUAGAAGACUACCUGAGAUCGACAGACGAGGACGAGAUGUAG
This is a messenger RNA of Guillardia theta CCMP2712, 552 nucleotides long. RefSeq lists its product as hypothetical. NCBI's taxonomy places the organism in Eukaryota, Cryptophyceae, Pyrenomonadales, Geminigeraceae. The coding region runs from base 1 to 552 and encodes 183 amino acids. The record is from RefSeq and is a predicted model, not a curated record. The transcript is spliced from 2 exons.